Molecule: messenger RNA, 2628 nt
Organism: Selaginella moellendorffii
Lineage: Eukaryota; Viridiplantae; Streptophyta; Lycopodiopsida; Selaginellales; Selaginellaceae
Product: pentatricopeptide repeat-containing protein At5g27110-like
Exons: 1
Coding region: 1-2628 (875 amino acids)
Biological process (GO): RNA modification
Cellular component (GO): intracellular membrane-bounded organelle
Molecular function (GO): RNA binding; protein binding
Source: RefSeq, a predicted model, not a curated record
AUGGCCUCGGCAGGGGAGAGAUCCAGUCCAGCACAGGCCAUCGCGCCAUGGCACAAGAGUCACUCUGCGGUCCAGUUUGUCGCGGCAAUCAAGCGCUGCGGCAAGUCGCAAGACCUAGAAGCUGGGCAAUCGCUGCAUCGGCAAGCGCUCUUGGCUGGAUUCCACUCCAACAGGUUCGUGGCCGCGGCCCUGAUCACAAUGUAUGGCAAAUGCCAGUCCAUGGCGCUCGCAAAGGGGACCUUCGAUGGGAUGAUCCACGGCGAGCGGGAUGUCGUGGCUUGGAAUUCUUUGAUCUUGGGGUUUGUGGAGAAUGGCGAGAGCUCAGUGGCGAUGGAGCUCUUUGGCGAGAUGGAUUGCGAGCCCAGUUCUCACACGUAUGUCGCGGCGAUCAAGGCGUGUUCUUGCCUGGCGGCUCAGCAUUUGCGUCUCUCUCUCGAGACAGGGAUUGGUAUCCACGAUCGAGUGAAAGCGCGGGGAUUGGACUGCGAUUUGGUGGUGGCGACGAGCUUGGUGGGUUUGUAUGGGAAGUGUGGGAGAAUGGAUCUGGCGAGAGGAGUUUUUGGUGGGAUGAUCCAGAGGGACGUGGUGGCCUGGAACUCUAUGAUCUUAGGAUAUGCCGAGAAUGGAGAGGGCUCGAGGGCGUUGGAAGUUUUUGCCGCCAUGGAUUGUGAGCCGAGCGCUGUGACAUUCAUGGCUGCGAUCAAGGCUUGCUCGAGCAUUCUUUUUUCUUGCAGCGAGGAGGGAUCAAAAAGAGGGAUUUGUCUCGAGAAAGGGAUUGCGAUUCACAAGAGGGCCAGUGAGAAGUUUGGAUCCGAGAAUUUGGAUGUGGCCUUGGCAACUUCGCUGAUAGAUUUUUACAGCAAGUGUGGAAGUUUGGAACGUGCGAGGGAUGUGUUUGAUGGGAUGAUUUGGAAGAAUGUUGCGACUUGGAACUCCAUGAUCUUUGGAUGUAUAGAAAAUGGACAAAGUUUACUGGCUAUGGAGUUAUUUGAUAGCAUGGAUUGUGUGCCAACUUUUGUCACGUAUAUUGCGGCUCUCAAGGCGUGCAGCUGUUUGGGCAGUGGUGAAACUGGCUCAAACAAGCAACUUUGGCUUAGAAGAGGGAUUUUGAUUCAUCGAAGAGUGAGAGAGUGUGGAAUGGAUUCUUCUAUGGCUGUGGCAAACACUUUGGUGGACAUGUAUUGCAAGUGUGGGAGCUUGGAAUUUGCUACCAAGAUUUUCUACGGAAUGACUCAAAGGGAUGUUGUUACUUGGAAUUGCCUGAUUCUGGGAUGUGUGGAGAAUGCGAGUUACUCCAAAGCUAUGGAUCUGUUCACCAAAAUGGACUGUGAGAGAGAUUCUAUCACUUAUGUUGCUGCUUUCAAGGCCUGUGAAGGUUUAGCUUCAGAGAAAUUCAAUAGAGACUUUUAUCUCAGAGAAGGGAUUUCUCUACACAAGAAAGUGAGCGAACUUGGAUUUGAUUCUAACUUGGUUGUCCUCACCACCUUGCUGGACAUGUAUAAAAGCUGUGGGAACAUGCUACUUGCAAGGGAGGUCUUUGAUGGUUUGAGGAAGAGAGACGUGGUAACUUGGACUACCAUGAUCUUGGGAUAUGUAGAAAGUGGAGGAAAUUUGGAAGCUCUGGAGCUCUUUUCCAGAAUGGACUGUGAGCCAGAUCCCUAUGCUUUUGCUGCUGCUCUCAAGGCUUGUGAAGGCUUUUCCCGCAGAGAAGAAUGCCUUGACAAAGUGGUGACUAUUCACAAACAAGCUGAGCGCUGUGGACUACAAUCCAACACUGUUGUGGCAACUUCACUUGUGAGUGUGUAUUCCAAGUGUGGAAAGAUGGAAAUUGCCAGGCUUGUUUUUGAUGAAAUGAUCCAGAGGGAUGUCCUGGCUUGGACCUCUCUUAUACUUGGAUAUGCAAAGAAUGGCCAGAGUCUGAUAGCUCUAGAACUGUUUGCUACCAUGAACUGUGAACCAGACCCUCUAACUUAUGCUGCCUCACUGGAAGCUUGUGGGAAUCUAGCCAUGGCUGGAUUGGCAGCUGGGAAAUAUAUCCAUGCUAGAACUUGCAAGCUUGGACUAGAAGAAGAUAAUGUAAUUUCUGCUAGCUUGAUGAACUUCUAUGCAAAGUGUGGCAGCAUCUCUAAAGCUCAAGAACUAUUUGACAGUGUAAAGUCUCCAAAUCUAGUGCUUUGGAACACUUUGAUAGCGGGAUAUAGCUCGGCUGGAGACCCUUUCCGGGUCCUUCAUCUGGCAAGAGAAAUGAAAGACGCUGGCGUUGGAAUGGAUGGAAUCACAUUGGUUUCUAUCCUCACAACUUGUAGCCAUGCCGGUUUGCUCGAGCAAGGAGCUCUGUGCUUCGAAUCAAUGGUGAAGUGUGGGGUUGAAACGAGCGUGGAGCACUAUAGUUGCUUGGUUGAUAUGUUUGGAAGAGCAAACCGGCUGGAAGAAGCGCUAACUCUAAUCCAAACCAUGCCAAUGGAAGCGAGUGGUAGUAUGUGGAGAAGUUUGCUAGGGGCGUGUAGAAACUGGAAGAACGUAAAGGUUGGCGAGGUUGCAUUUCAAGCGCUGGUCAGUGACGGAGAAACUAAAUCGGCCGACUACGUUUUGAUGAGUGAUCUCUAUGCAAGCUCGAGCAUUACGUAG